Messenger RNA from Brienomyrus brachyistius, 3378 nucleotides. RefSeq names its product aconitase 2, mitochondrial (gene aco2). The record is from RefSeq and is a predicted model, not a curated record. Gene Ontology annotation, biological process: tricarboxylic acid cycle. The transcript is spliced from 17 exons. NCBI's taxonomy places the organism in Eukaryota, Metazoa, Chordata, Actinopteri, Osteoglossiformes, Mormyridae. Bases 117 to 2462 code for a protein of 781 amino acids. Gene Ontology annotation, molecular function: aconitate hydratase activity; 4 iron, 4 sulfur cluster binding. Gene Ontology annotation, cellular component: cytosol; mitochondrion.
AGACAUAGCUCAUGUUACGAAAGAUCUGCAUCACGCAUGCGCGGUGGGUGCAUGCAACGCUUUAAAAGGCAGACCGAGCGUCAUCUGUAAGCGACACAUCUUUGUCAGUGAACAAAAUGGCGACGUAUUGUCUUACUGCAACCCGGCUUCAGCUUGCCCUGGGACAGGGGGCUCGGCGGCUGCAUGUGGCAGCCGCCCUCCGCGCCAAAGCCAGGGUGGCCGUCAGCCGCUUUGAGCCCACUGCCUAUGUCAACUAUGAGAAGCUGCGCUCCAGCAUUGACAUUGUACGUAAAAGGCUGAACCGGCCGCUCACCCUGUCUGAGAAGGUCGUCUACGGGCACCUAGAUGACCCGGUGGGGCAGGAGAUCACGCGCGGACGCACCUACCUGCGACUGCGGCCGGACCGCGUGGCCAUGCAGGACGCCACGGCCCAGAUGGCCAUGCUACAGUUCAUCAGCAGUGGACUGCCGCGCGUGGCCGUGCCCUCUACCAUCCACUGCGACCACCUGAUCGAGGCCAAGGAUGGUGGAGCCCAGGACCUACAGAGGGCCAAGGAAGUGAAUCAGGAGGUCUACAGCUUCCUGGCCACUGCUGCAGCAAAGUAUGGAGUAGGCUUCUGGAAACCUGGUUCCGGAAUCAUCCAUCAGAUCAUCCUGGAGAACUACGCAUACCCUGGGGUGAUGCUGAUUGGCACAGACUCGCACACCCCCAACGGAGGAGGCCUGGGAGGAAUCUGCAUCGGUGUGGGGGGGGCCGACGCUGUCGACGUCAUGGCUGGCAUCCCCUGGGAGCUGAAGUGCCCCAAUGUGAUUGGCGUGAAGCUGACCGGCACCCUGUCUGGCUGGACGUCCCCAAAGGACGUCAUCCUGAAGGUGGCCGGUAUCUUGACGGUGAAGGGGGGUACGGGGGCCAUCGUGGAAUACCACGGCCCGGGCGUGGACUCCAUCUCCUGCACGGGAAUGGCCACCAUAUGCAACAUGGGGGCUGAGAUCGGGGCCACCACAUCGGUGUUCCCCUACAACCACCGCAUGAGGAGCUACCUGGAGAAGACAGGCCGCGCGGAUAUCGCCACAGCGGCGAAUGAAAACAAAGAUAUUCUGGUGCCUGAUGCCGGAUGCGAAUAUGACCAGCUCAUCGAGAUCAACCUCAGUGAGCUGAAGCCCCACAUCAAUGGUCCCUUCACACCUGACCUGGCUCACCCCGUGGCAGAGAUCGGGGCGGUGGCCGAGAAAAGCGGCUGGCCCCUGGAUGUCAAAGUGGGCCUGAUUGGCAGUUGCACAAACUCCAGCUAUGAGGACAUGGGCCGCGCUGCCUCGCUGGCCAAGCAGGCCCUGGACCACGGGCUCAAGUGCAAGGCCCAGUUCACGGUGUCGCCAGGCUCUGAACAGAUCCGCGCCACCAUCGAGAGGGACGGCUACGCUCAGAUCCUGAGGGACGUGGGGGGCGUGGUCAUGGCCAAUGCCUGCGGCCCCUGCAUCGGCCAGUGGGCAAGGGGUGACGUCAGUAAGGGUGAGAAGAACACCAUCGUCACGUCCUUCAACAGGAACUUCACAGCCAGGAACGACGCCAACCCGGCCACUCACGCCUUCGUCACUUCCCCAGAGAUCGUCACGGCCCUGUCCAUCGCCGGCAGCCUGAAAUUCAACCCAGAGAAGGACUUCCUGACUGCGGCCAACGGGGAGAAGUUCAAACUGCAGCCGCCCACGGGGGACGAGCUGCCGGCGCGUGACUUCGACCCGGGACAGGACACCUACCAGCACCCGCCGGAGGAGGGCGGCUCUGUGCGCGUCGACGUCAACCCACAGAGCAACCGGCUGCAGCUGCUGGAGCCCUUCGAUAAGUGGGACGGCGGGGACCUGGAGGACAUGCGGGUGCUGAUCAAGGUGAAAGGUAAAUGCACCACCGACCACAUCAGUGCCGCUGGGCCCUGGCUCAAGUUCCGCGGCCACCUGGACAACAUCUCCAACAACCUGCUGAUCGGCGCCGUCAACAUCGAGAACGACGCCGUCAACAAGGUCCGCAACCAGCUGACGGGGGAACACGGUGGUGUGCCCGAUGUGGCCCGCCACUACAAGAAAAAUAACAUGCAAUGGGUUGUGGUGGGCGACGAGAACUACGGCGAGGGGUCAAGCAGGGAGCACGCGGCCCUGGAGCCCCGGCACCUGGGGGGCCGCGCCAUCAUCGUCAAGAGCUUCGCCCGCAUUCACGAGACCAACCUGAAGAAACAGGGCCUGCUGCCCUUAACCUUCGCUGACCCCCACGACUACGACAAAGUCCGCCCAGAUGACAAGAUCUCCAUCACCGGCCUCAAAAAGUUCAUCCCUGGCAAGCCCCUGAAAGCCAUCAUCAAGCACAGUGACGGCAGCCAGGACACCAUACAGCUGAACCACACCUUCAACGAGACGCAGAUCGGAUGGUUUCAGGCCGGCAGCGCCCUCAACAGGAUGAAGGAGCUCCAGUAAUGAGUGGGACGAGUCAGAGGAGGGGCUCUAGGUUUUUGGGGGGGGGGUAUAUUUAAAUAGUAACGGUUGUACAAAUGUCUGUUCACACAGAUGCCAGUUAAAGUCCAUAAAGCAUAAGACUUGUAUAUACAAGAGACAGGAAAAACUGUUUUGAACCUUACUGGCGCAUACGAGUCGGGGGGAUGUGGCGUGGCGUGCGGACGGGGGAGGGCAGGGUGGGCUCAGGCGAUUCCCAAUAUCCUCCUCCGUAGCGGUUAAUGUCUCCGAAAUCAACAAUCACUUCCUGGUUAUGCCACAUUUCACCCUUCCUGGUACUUCUCACCUAUUGGCUAAAUGUGUGGCAGAAGCCGCCGGUUUAUUGGCUAGAACGUGGUCAUGUGAGUCACUCUCUGUGCGCUUUUGGACCCAGCUAGGAUGCUCACACUCCCUGUGUAUUUGUGUUCAUGUUUGUGUUCCGCACACUUUAUUGUAAAAACAGGUUGUAUAUUACAGCUGUUUGAUCUGAAACCUGUGUAAACAUCUGUAGGUUUUCUUUUGCAAUGCAUGGUUAUCAGCGCAGCAGCCGAAGAGUUAAUGUACAGGGGUUCUAUGUUUUACUUGAUUUUUAUGUUUUAAUACCGCUGCAUGUGUAAAUGGUUGCCUGUGAAACACGGUGGUCAGUGUUACCGCAGAUCUGUCAACUUCAUGGUUCCUCCAUGCUGAGGCAAACGCACACAUCACUACCUCUGUCUGUAAAACCACUCUGAACUCCCCCACCCCCUCUCCCUGUCUGCCCUCUCUCUGCCAAGAACCUGGAGGCUUCUCCCUUCUCAAGCUGCGGCUCGUUUGGAGAUGCGGCGCUUUUCCUCUUUUCGGGCCAACUGUAGAUUUGCUAGUUGGUCGCCAUGGAUUGUGAGAUAAAGGAAUAUUUCAUCGA